Cherax quadricarinatus is the source of this 675-nucleotide messenger RNA. The record is from RefSeq and is a predicted model, not a curated record. Lineage: Eukaryota; Metazoa; Arthropoda; Malacostraca; Decapoda; Parastacidae.
AUGCCGUCAAACACUACGUAUAGAUCCGCCACUCUUGAAGGGUGCUACGUUGAUCAUACUAUCGGCUGGACGAGGUGUCUUCAGACGCGCCUCGCCGCAGCCAGCCGGGAGGACGCGCCUUCAAGACUUAGUUGUACGGUUCCCUGUCCCGUUGAGCGAGUGAUUUUCUCCUCGCCUCAGCCCACCGUAGCGCUCGAGCCCCUUCGAAGGCCGCGCGUGGAGUUUGUAGAACUCCAUGUAACUGUUGAGGCUGUCUGCGUAGUGGUGCUUCGUGAGGAAGUCAAGACAAAAGCGACAACCUGGGGCCCCGAUGGAGGAGUGGGUUUCUGUGAUGGGGCCGGCCAGAGAACCAUGAUUGAAGACAGUGAAGUGACUUCAGUCUACGGACCGGUAGAUCCCAAUAAGCUUGAGGGAGAAGAGUCGUCUCAUCACCAGGAGAACAAGAAGGACUCUGCCAAGGAGAAAAAGAGGAAAGGUAAUCGGAUGGGAGGUGGCACACCAUCCUUCGCCAUGAACAGCCGUGACCCCAACAACAUCAAUUCACACAUCCAGGGACUGAGUAUUCUGACUGGUGGUGAUCAGGUGACAUGCAGUCUUAAUUACCUUCGUGUACGCAACUUGGUGUUUAAACCCCCAUUAACCAAUGGAUUUAAGCUCGAUCCUAAUGUCCCAUAA